UCUCAAUAACAACCCAAUAAUUAUAGAUGUUUCUUAAAAUGACCGAUGAAGUGGCUUUAUCAGAUGAGACGCUGGACGAGUUGUUCGUUAGGGAAGUGGGCAGCGUGACGAAAAUUGUGGAAAAGCUGCCCAGCAAUGCCGUAAUGGCCACCUGCACGCGUUGGUUCAAGAUCUUUCAGGCAGCCGAUCCCGAGGAAAGAUUUGCACGCAACUGCAUGCUUCUAUUGCUCCACAAACAGCUCAACGAUGACAACGCACUGAGUUUUCCUUUUACGGAUGCUCGCAGUUAUCAGCGGGAUCUAAAAACAUUGCAUCAGAUGAGUCUAACGGUGAACCAUGCAGAUGGCAACGUCGACGAUGUUAAUAAAGAUGAUAACCGUAAUGGAGAUGCCAAUACCGAAGAUAGCCCCACCAUGGAUACAAGUUCGCCAUUCAGUUCGCAUAGCCCAGAGGUGUGUUGCGCAGAGAAUUCGUUGCGCUUGGAGAUCGCCAACAAGGUGCUGAUGGAGCAAAACAAAGAGAUGCUCAGAGAGUUGCAGGAGCUGGAGGCAGAGAAAGAGAAUUUGCUGACGCACCGCGAGAACCUAGAGGCUACAAACGAAACACUGCGCGAUCACAAUAAGUUGUAUAGCAAAGAAGUCGGGUGUAUGAAGCACAUUUUUGCCUGCUCGUCUGUGACGGCCCUUAAGCUAUUUAACCAGCCACAAUUUAUGGAACGUCCAACCUAUUUCGUGACCCUUUUCUCUGUGCUCUGCGAAGAUGCACGAGAUCGGGCACACUUUGAGCAAAUGGAUAUUAAGUUAGGGCGUUUACUGCGCGAUCACAUGGACUAUUAUGUGUCAUUAACAACACGAGAUCAAAUUAGCAGAGCAUACAAUGAAAUGCACGCUAGUGUGUGUAAACGCUAUAAGCAGCUCAUUAGAAUGCAGGAAGAAACGGCGGUGCAUCAGCUAUCCUUAAUGACAAUGCGUUAUUUGAUGACACUGCGCAAACUCUUUCUGGACACCAACAAACACGACAAAGGCAUGGAGCAGUUGGCGUUGGAUUUCAUACAAUAUAAUUACAAUGAUUUAGCGAAGGGACUAUAGAGUCAUCUAUGC
Messenger RNA from Drosophila arizonae, 1100 nucleotides. RefSeq lists its product as uncharacterized. NCBI's taxonomy places the organism in Eukaryota, Metazoa, Arthropoda, Insecta, Diptera, Drosophilidae. The record is from RefSeq and is a predicted model, not a curated record.